AUGAAGGCCACAGGCGAUGUGGCCACUGCACCUGAUGGCAGCUCAGCCAAGGAAGGCGUCCGGUCAGACGAGGAAGCCUCCACAAUUUCAAUGAGCGUGGCCGGAGUUGAGGUUUCGACCCUCUCGACUGGUUGCACCCCCGAGGCAGCAAAACGCGGAGAUGGCUCCGGUCGACACCUCUUGCGCCUGGUCAAAGGUACGUCGAAGGAGGGCUACCCCGAAGGUUCUUCAACAGGGAUUGCAGGUCGUCGCUCCAUCUGGAGCUAUGAGCUCGGAGCAUCUCCUCCGCUCGACGUAUGGUUGGCCGCACGUUCGCCUACUUCUGUGGGCAUCUCCCCGCUUAGCCCGAGAGAACCAGCGUCUACUAAAAGACCAAGACUUGGAAAUGAGACUCUUGAUGAACCACUUCCGAGUAACAAUUUGCAAUAUGUUUCUGAUCCUGAAAUUCGCAUCCCAAUUUUACAACAUCCCAUUGAACUUCAAGAUGAGGUGUCCAUAGAAAGUGUGAAGUUUCUUGCAAUGCAAGGUUGUGCUUUUAGGGUUCAUGAUGAAUCAGUUGUCUCUAAAAAUCGUGGAAAUUAUCUAGAAUUGGUAACUUUGUUGGGAAGAAUGAAUCCAGAAAUUGGUAGUACUUUAGAAAAAGCAUCUAAAAAUGCAAAGUACACAUCACCAAAAAUUCAAAGAGAAAUUUUGAAAACUAUUGCUGAUAUUGUGAGGGAUAAAAUUCGUGCAGAAAUUGGAGAAGCCAAGUUUUGUAUCCUCAUUGAUGAAGCAAUUGAUGAGUCAAUUGCAGUUUCUAAAAAGGUGCAUGAUGUGUGGCGCUUCUUUUCAACAUUAACUUUGGCUAUUAAUUUUGUUGGUUCAUCUGCUAAACGUCAUUUUCAAUUGAAAUCUAUCCGAAAAGCUGAAAUUAAUGAUUUGAUAAAAUUGGGAGAAAUUGACACUGGUACUGAAUCUAAUCAAGAUUGUUCUUUGGUACGAGCUGGAGCUACUCGUUGGAGUUCACAUUUCAACUAUGUUAAGAGAUUCAUUGGUUUGUUUGGUUCAGUGAGUAUACUUCUUCAAGAUCUUGUCAACAAAGGUCUCAAUAGUAACAUUCGAGGAGAGGCUAAAGAUAAGUUGUGUCAGACAUUACAGAAGAAUGACAUAGAUAUUUUGAAUGCUAUGAAUUUGGUUUCUACUACUAGAUUAAAUCUUCAACAGAUCCGAGAUGAUAGAUGGGAAGGAUUUCUUUGGAGUCUGUUGAAGUUUUAUGAAAGCAAUGAUGUUGAGGUGCCAAACUUUGAUGAUUGCUAUACACGAGUAAUCGAUUUUCAGUUGAUGGAAUUGAAUGAGAGAUUUCCAGAGGGCACAAUAGAACUUCUUACUCUCAGUAAUGUUUUGAGUUCCGUUGAUGGAUUCAAAUCAUUUUCUUUUUACUACUAUGAUUUCAAUCUAGAAGAAAGAGGAGAUUUGGAGAGAGAAUUAGAUCAUUAUAAAUUUGAUGUACCGCGUCAUGCGCAGUUUCAGAAUCUUAAUUCUUUGCAUCAUUUGUGUCAAACAGUGGCCAGAACGACAUAG
Zingiber officinale is the source of this 1560-nucleotide messenger RNA. RefSeq lists its product as uncharacterized. The record is from RefSeq and is a predicted model, not a curated record. Bases 1 to 1560 code for a protein of 519 amino acids. Lineage: Eukaryota; Viridiplantae; Streptophyta; Magnoliopsida; Zingiberales; Zingiberaceae. The transcript has 6 exons.